AUGGGUCUCAAGCUCUCAAGGGGGCCUGUAAAAGAGAAAUCAGCUCUGCAACAAACGAGGGUUAACAUCCUGACUUACCUAACAACAAAUUCCUACCUACGUAACUUGGUGUCCAAGAAACGAAGGCGAUUAAUCAUCGGUGGAUAUGAUCUCGACAUGUCUUACAUCUCAGACAGAUUAUUAGCUAUGUCUUUUCCCGCUGAACGAAUGAGAGCAGUUUAUAGAAACCCUCUUUGGCAAGUCAAGUCCGUGCUCGAUAUGCGACAUCCUGAUCAUUACAAGGUCUAUAAUCUAUGUAUAGAAGAAUGUUAUGAUCCAGAAAACUUUUACGGCCGCGUGGAGAGAUUUCCAUUUGAUGACAAUCAUGUCCCAUCUCUUAAAAUGAUCCAACUUUUCUGCGAAAGUGUUCAUUCUUGGCUCUCAGCAGAUCCCAAAAACAUUGCAGUUGUGCAUUGCAUGGCAGGAAAAGGGAGAACAGGGUUAAUGGUAUCAGCGUACCUUGUCUAUGGUGGAAUGUCAGCUGAAGAAGCUCUUGAGAUGUAUGCAAGAAAAAGAACCACAAACAUGAAUGGAGUCUCUAUACCAAGCCAACGUCGUUAUGUGAAAUACUGGUCAGAUUUACUAACGUUUCGCAAAGGGAUUGGAAAUGGACCUCCAGAGGUUAGGUUACCUCAAGAACAUAGCAGAGAGUUGUUGAGAAUUAGACUUUACGAUACAGCUAGCGUUGAUUCCGUCUUCUUUGUGGUCUCAGAAUAUCAGGAGGUUCCAAAUGAGAUGUAUCCACCAUCUGUAGAACUUGCGAGAGGUUGUUGUAGGCAAUUCAAGAAAGGGCAUUGUAGGAGCUCGAGUCCGAGGUAUUACAUAUCUCACGUGAACCGUGAUUCGGAGGAAGAUGAGGUGCUAACAGAUGGAGAAGAGGCACGUCUUGUUGUUCAAAUGGAUACAGAGAGUUCCAUUAUCGACGAGAAAACAUGUCUUGAUUUCUACUUUGACAAACCUGUUAGAGUGAGUGGAGAUAUACGAAUUACAUUCUAUCAGAAAAUGAUUGGAAGCCGUCUCUUUUACACUUGCUUCAACACAGCUUUUAUAACCAAUGGCUUGCUUCAGUUUUCUAUAAAAGAGCUAGAUAAAGUUGGUGGUAAUGGAAGAUCAAUAGCUGGUCCUGAUUUUAGCUUGGAGCUGCUAUUUGGUCCAGCUACUUCCAAAUCCGGAAAGCUUCUUUCACGCGACGACCUUUGUCCCUCUUGA
This is a messenger RNA of Microthlaspi erraticum, 1248 nucleotides long. The record is from the annotation of a GenBank genome assembly. NCBI's taxonomy places the organism in Eukaryota, Viridiplantae, Streptophyta, Magnoliopsida, Brassicales, Brassicaceae.